ACAGGAAGAGCUGCUGCUGUUUAAACAAGAGCUCAACAUAUAUAUAUAUAUAUAUAUAUAAAGCAGAAGACGAGUGUCAGACACACAGAAUGGCUGAUAGGAGUCCUCUGUUUCUGCUGCUCAUCUUCUGGACACUCAGCACAGGUGUGUUUGGAGCAGAAUGGCGUCAGGUGUCCUGCAGUUCUGGACAAACUGUUCAUCUGCCCUGUAUUAAUACUGUUCAGCACUGCAGACCAUCAGAAACUACAUGGCUCUACAGCAAAGACAACCAGGCAGUUGAGCUGAUUAGUUUUGGGGUAAAGAAGAGAAACUCAGAGAGACUGAAUCUGGGCUCUGACUGCUCUCUGAACAUCAGUAGAGUCACAACAGAAGAUGCUGGAUAUUACACCUGUCAACAGUGGAGUGGAGAAGGAGGACACCAGUAUGGAACUUAUGCACGUGUGUUGCUGCAUGUUGUUGCUGUCUCUCCAUCAUCAUCAUCAUCAUCAUCAUCAUCUGAUAUUUGUCCAGCUGAAGCUAAAACAACAACAGCAGCAGCAGUGACUCCAGUUCACAACAAAAACCCCAAAACAGAAAAACCCAGAGCGGCUUCACCAGCUGAAGCUCAAAUACCAGCAGCAGUGACUCUAGUUUACAACACAACCAGUCCACAAUCUUCAUCAGCAGUGAGUGUGAUUGUUGCUGUCGUCGCUGUGUUUGCUCUUCUGUUUUCUGCUCUUAUUGUCUGGCUGAUUCACAACAGAUUAGCUGAUGAUGAAGAAGAGGACUGUGACUCUUCUCUGCUGACGUCUGUGGUGUUUUCAGAGACUCCAGCAGAACACAUGUGGAAGAGAAUGAAAUAUUCAGUCUAGAGUUCAGAGCUCAUGGACAAACUCAGCAGCUGAAGUGGAGAUGUUUGCAGCUUUCAGAGGUUUUAUUCAUGUUUAAUUGUGUCUUUAGGUUUGUUCACUGUUCUUUACAUCAUUCAUAUUGUCAUUGUGUGAUCAGAGAAUACGCUGAGUUAGUUUGAUAGUUUGGCAGAAUCCCAGUGUCUGCUGUCCUGAUCUAUUUCUUUUGUUUGAUCAUGUUUACUUUCAUGUGUGUGUAUUGUGAGCUUCACAGUGAUGCAGUGGGUAGCAUGAUCGCCUCACAGCAAGAAGGUCACUGGUUUGAGUCCCGGCUGGGUCAGUUGACGUUUCUGUGUGGAGUUUGCAUGUUCUCCCCGUGCUGGCGUGGGUUUCCUCCAGGUACUCUGGUUUCCCCUAAGCCAAAAAGAGAAUGAAAGUAAGAAUGAAUGUGUGUAUUGCCUCUUCUUGUUGAAUCUCUGAAUGCCUCCUGAAUUGUAAGUUUGGACUAAAGCCUCAAUGUAAAUGUAAUAUCAACUGAACUGACUGUUGAAUAAAUAAUACUAAUAUUAA
Danio rerio (zebrafish) is the source of this 1397-nucleotide messenger RNA. RefSeq names its product diverse immunoglobulin domain-containing protein 1.7 (gene dicp1.7). NCBI's taxonomy places the organism in Eukaryota, Metazoa, Chordata, Actinopteri, Cypriniformes, Danionidae. The record is from RefSeq and is marked provisional.